AGGAGGAGAGCAGGGGAUGCAUCCAGCCAGAGGUAGGCACCCGCUUGGUCCAGGACUCGCUUGCUCAGGACUCAGGAUGGCUGCUGCACGCCGCUGCCUCUCCCUGCUGUUCCUGUCCAUGUGUGUGGCUCUGUUGCUGCAGCCGCCGCUGGGUGCCUCUGGGGCCCCGCUGGAGCCAGUGUACCCAGGGGACGACGCCACACCAGAGCAGUUGGCCCAGUAUGCGGCUGAGCUCCGCAGAUACCUCAACAUCCUGACCAGGCCCAGGUAUGGGAAAAGAGACCAAGAAAAAACGCCAUGGAACCUCUUGGAGUGGGGAGCCCCCAACAAAGUUGCCCCCAGGUAGCUCAGCCAGAUGGACGUGUAAGCCACCCCUGCCUCCUCCGCCUCCAAGGCCAGUGCCGGCCCAGGUCUCUCCUCCACACCCGGGGUUCUGGCCAAAGCUUGCUCCCCACUCCCACAGGCUGAAUAAAGCAAAUCAAAGACAUUGCCUCUCUCUGCGUGUCUCUGUGGACCCUGGUGCAUUAGGAGUAGCCAAAGGCAGGAGAGAAAGGGGGAGGGGACGGAGGGGAAGGGAAAGAAGGGUGUUAGGAAUGGACAGACCAUUUGUGGGGCCAUCAGAGCCAUUGAGCUCAGCUCCACUUCACGGAGGGGCAAGUGUGGCCCAGAGGGAGGCAGCGACUCCCCCAGGGUCACUCAGCGAGCCAGUGAGGUGGCACUGAAGCCUGAAUCUUCCAUUUCAGCACCUAUAGACUCUCCUGAUCAUUGGCCCAGUAACAGCCCAGUGCCCAAAUGGACCCCCUCCCAUUCUUCCCUAUAGUUUAGUGUCCUUGGCAUGGGGGCAGCGAGACAGCCCAGCCCAGAGGAAUGACUGGA
This is a messenger RNA of Myotis daubentonii (Daubenton's bat), 876 nucleotides long. RefSeq names its product pancreatic polypeptide prohormone-like. The record is from RefSeq and is a predicted model, not a curated record. Gene Ontology annotation, cellular component: extracellular region. Gene Ontology annotation, biological process: feeding behavior; neuropeptide signaling pathway. Gene Ontology annotation, molecular function: neuropeptide Y receptor binding; neuropeptide hormone activity. NCBI's taxonomy places the organism in Eukaryota, Metazoa, Chordata, Mammalia, Chiroptera, Vespertilionidae.